This is a messenger RNA of Exaiptasia diaphana, 3688 nucleotides long. RefSeq names its product mis18-binding protein 1. The transcript has 15 exons. The record is from RefSeq and is a predicted model, not a curated record. NCBI's taxonomy places the organism in Eukaryota, Metazoa, Cnidaria, Anthozoa, Actiniaria, Aiptasiidae. Bases 72 to 3482 code for a protein of 1136 amino acids.
UGUUUGUGUGACAAAUUUGUGAAAUUAUGGUGUAACUCCAACACGUCUUCGCUUAAAACACAACUUAAAUAAUGGAUUUAAUCGAAUCUGGUCAAAUUUUUAACUUCAAGCCGCCAAAUGCCUUACAAACGAAACUUGAUCUCUCCACUGGCAAGUCGAUCUCACGUUUUGAAGAACUGUUUCUUUCAAGUCCACGAGCUAAAGAGCUAUCAUCUACAGCAGACAUCUCGUCAUACCUCCCAUCCAACAUGUCUUUUAAAAACAUGUCUGGUAAUAGUACGAUACAUGACAAUAGUAGUUCUAGCCUAUUUAGCCCAAUAGUAGUGUCACCUGACACCAGAUUUGAUGCACUAAAAUCACAAGUUACGGAGGUGAUCAGUAGUUUAAGGACUCCAAGAAGUGUCAAAGACAGGAAUGAUAGAGGUUCACGUAUAUCACCACCAGCAGAGGCUGUUUAUAAUCCAGAUCAUGAACAAUUCUAUCAAGACAGUGUUUGUUUACCACAAGAUGUUAAUAAUGGUGAAUUAUUGGACGAUGAUAUCAAUGAUGUAGAAGACAAUCAAGCUAUCUUAGCUCCUGGCGGUCUACUUACUGAUGAAACUACUUGUGAUGAAGGCAACAAGCAAGACUCUAAGCUGAAUGAUCCUGGUGAUGUACUUACUGAUGAAACUACUUGUGAUGAAGGCAACAACCAAGAGUCUCAGCUGAAUGAUCCUGGUGAUGUACUUACUGAUGAAACUACUUGUGAUGAAGGCAACAACCAAGAGUCUAAGCUGAUUGAGACUCUGACAGAAACUCCAGAUACUACAACAAGCAAGAAACCUCAUAGUUUGUCAGAUUGGUGUAUAAAGGCUGUGAGAUACAAAAGCAACUCACCAGGCAUAAUUGUUGAAGGACAACGGCCUGAGGAUGAGAAAGGAUCCAAGUGGCACAGUACAACUAUUGUCAAACGAGUGAAUUCUUGUCUGUUGGAAACAAAGAAAAAGUCUCAAUAUCAUCUUGUUGGUCAGAUCCAAGAAGAGGUUACUUUACAGCAAGGAUUCUCAAAAGCUUUUGUAAAAUCAUUCAAGAAUGGAUUUCCUUCUAAUUGGGAGAAACUUGUUCAAGAGCAUUUUAAUUCAGUGAUGAGCCCAGAAAAGAAAGAUUUUGCUGCUGUUAAAUCCAACCAAACAAAGAAAUCUAGAGCCAAACCUGCUAAAUCAUACAAGAGAAACAAGAAAGAUACACCUUCACACAAGAAUGAUAUGACACCAGUUGAAGUUGAACUAAAGAGAACAAGUAGUGGUCGUUUGGUCAAGCCUCCAUUGGCUUGGUGGAGAGGACAGAGAAUUAUGACUGACGGACAGCAUAACUUGACAGGAAUUGAUCCUGGUGGCGAAGAACAUACAGCACUGUCAGUGGGCUUAUAUGACUUUGAUCUCAAACUUCCCAAGGAUAAACAAAUUAUGCUGCAAUCUAAAGUUAUGACUCCAAAAGUUGCCAAGUUCAACAUCACUCCAAAUUCCAAAAAGCUAGAAAACAAACACAAAAACAUUUCCAACAAAUCAACAAAGAAAUCUAUUGCCAAAAAUCAUGUUGUUAGUAAGGAAAAAAGUAGUAGCUUAACUGAAACAGAUGAUUCUAUUAUGGAGGACAAUGCAAGCAUUGCAUCUCAGAUGAAUCAAGUAAUGGAGAAUGAAAGCAAGAAGACACAAAACUCAAAAACAUCAGCCAAAAAGCCAAUGAAUGUAAUGCAAGUAAGAAGUGGUGGUAAAAACAAAGAAAAUGAAGAAACUGUUGACACUGUCAGAAGAAAUAUUUCUUUCAGUGAUGAUUCUGAUACCAAUACAGAACAUCGUACAAAACCAAGAGAAAUAUUGAACUAUAGUAAGCAAGUAGAAUUAGAAGAUAGUGAUAAACAAUCAACUGAACUUAGCUCUCAAGAUGAAGAAGAUAGAAGACCAAAGAACCAUAGACAGGCUGCCAGGAAAAGUAAAGAUGAACCAAUUAAAGUCAGCUCUCCAGAAGAGGAUUCACACAGAGUUAGAAGAACAAGGAAUCAAAGACAGGCUACCAGAAAAAAUCCAGAGCAAACAAGCAAGCUCAGCUCUCAUGAAGAAGAUUUAGACAGCGAUAGAAGAACAAGGAACCAAAGAAAGGCUACCAGGAAAAAUCCAGAGCAAACAAGCAAGCUCAGCUCUCACGAAGAAGAUUUAGACAGCGAUAGAAGAACAAGGAACCAAAGACAGCUUACCAGGAAAAAUCAAGAUGAAACAAAUGAGCUCAGCUCUCAAGAAGAAGAUUCACACAUUGGCAGAAGAACAAGGAACCAAAGACAGCUUACCAGGAAAAACCAAGAUGAGGCAUAUGAACUUAUUUAUGAAGAAAAUGAACAACAAACCAAAAAUAAGAAGAAACAACUCACAAAGAAGAAAGCCAAUCAUCAUGCAAGUGAUGAAAGUUCUCAAGAAGAAAAUGAUGAUAGACAUUGUAGUCUUAGAUCAAAAGGUAGAACUAAAACGAUUGAAACCAAAAACCAGGCAUUUACCAGACCAUGGAAGACAGAUGACAACAACCACCAAGCACACAACCUGAGACUUACUCAACAAGCUUCAGACAUGGCAGUUGAGGAAUCUUCUGAUGAAGAAGAAGCUGAGGCCAUUGCAGCCAUGGUCAGCAAGGUCAGACAGAGAAGAGCAAACAAUGAUAGUCAAGAAAAGCCAGCAAAUACUAAGAAACCUGUACCUGGUAAAAGUCAAAAGAUUUUAGAUGCAAAUGAAUGGAAAGAAGAAGAAAUACUUAGAUUAACAACAGCCCUCCACAGUAUUCCACUAACUUCACCAAGAUUUUGGCAAAAAGUUUCUGAGACGGUGGAAACAAGAACAGCGCAGGAGUGUCAAUCAAAAUAUGAAGGACAGCUGGAAAAGAAACCAAGAAAAGAUAAUACAAAAUCAAAACAACAAAAACCCAAACAAAAAGUUGUAGCAAUCACUGGAGGAGUGGGUACAGUUAAAAGGAAAAGAGAGCUAAGGGACCUAAUUCAGCAAAAUAAUUCUGGAUAUUAUGAUGAUAUAUUUGACUCAACACCUUACAAAAAGUCCAAGACAAAUUUCAAGAUUACAGUAGAUCCAUGUUCUAGUGAUAAUGACGAUGAUGACAGUGACUUUAUUGAGAACCAAACCAACUUCAAAACCCCUAGUACCCGGACCCCAAGUAGCCGGUUUAGGCCCCUAGGACCUGGUACUUCUGAAACACCAACAGAGGAGUUGAUCAGUCCCAGUCUUCUGCAACCAGUAGAUAGAGCUGGCAUGGAUCACUACAUUCAGCGCAUGAAACAAGGCAAACGAGGAUUAUAUGCUCAAACCACUAAGGUAACCAAGACAUCAACUCCAAGAAAAGCAGUUUCUAUUCCAAUCCCUAAAGUAAAUGGAUCAGUAUUUGAGGUGAUAGAAUCACCUGAUCCAGACUCAGAUGAAGAGAGCGAUGAUUACUUCUCAGAAUAAGGCCUGACUUCAAAAGUUCCAGUUUCUUACUGCAAAACUGUAUAAUAGUUGAACAGGGAUGCAAUAUUUGUAGUCACUAGUAGGACAAUUUCUUUAUCUUGUAUUAGACAUUUUCUAGACUCUAUAAAACAUUAGUCCAGUCCCACAGUUCAGAGAUAUUUUUAGGGUUAAUAUAAGAUGAAAUAAAACGCAAAAAAUCUUUCAUU